GCCCCGCGCAGCGCGCGCGGCCCGCAGGGACCGCGGUUGGACGCGAACGUGACGCAGGCGUGACGCGGGCGUAGCCGCUCCCGAGGCGUUCGCGCUGCCCCUGCCGCGCUCUGAGGCAGUCGUAGCUCGGCCCGUAUCGCCAGGCCCGGGCCACCCCCAGGCCUCUGCCGCCCGCUGCCCGCCAUGGACGACUACGCGGUCCUGUCGGACGCCGAGCUGGCUGCCGUGCUGCGCCAGUACAACAUCCCGCACGGGCCCGUCGUGGGUUCCACUCGCAAGCUCUACGAAAAGAAAAUCUUCGAGUAUGAGACCCAGAGGCGGAGGCUCUCGCCCCCGAACUCGUCCACAUCCUCUUUCUCCUAUCGGUUCUCGGACUUAGAUUCAGCGUCCGUGGACUCGGAUAUGUACGAUCUGCCCAAGAAAGAGGACGCCUUACUUUACCAGAGCAAGGGCUAUAAUGAUGACUACUAUGAGGAGAGUUACUUGACCACCAGGACUUACGGGGAGCCUGAGUCUGUGGGCACAUCCAAGGGCUUCCGCCAGCCCUCGGCUUCACUCUCAGAUGCUGACACCUUUCACCACCAGGUUCGCGAAGACAAUCUUUUCUCUUCUGAAGAGGAGGGCAAGGAUAGGCCUUCCUGGCCUAUCUGCUCUCCUCUUUGCUUUAGGGAACGCCCCGUGUAUGGCCGGGACAGUGCCUACCAGAGCAUCGCACACUACCGUCCUGUUUCCAACGUCUCCAGAAGCUCCCUGGGCCUGUCCUAUUACCCCACCUCCUCCACCUCUGCCGUGUCCUCAUCUUCAUCUCCUCCUCCUUCGUGGCUCACCCGCCGUGCCAUCCGGCCAGAAAAGCAGGCCCCUGGGGCUGGUCUGGGCCAGGAUCGCCAGGUCCCACUCUGGGGCCAGAUGCUCCUGUUCCUGGUCUUUGCUGCCUUCCUGCUUUUUGUUUACUACUCCAUGCAGGCCGAGGAUAGCAACCCCUUCUGGGCGGGGCCCUGAGGGUCUGGCUUGGUGGCUUGGGGCCAGCUGCUCUUGGAAGUCCUGGCUGACUGCCUUAGCAGUGUUUUCUGGGGGAGGGGGGUUGGGGCUUUUCUGUGUGUUCUAGCUUGGGGGUACUGGGACAGGGGCAAUGUUUGCUUCCCCUGCCUUGUCCUGCCAGGGAGGCAGCAGGCCUGGGCCCUCUGCAGCAUGGUGGGCCUGGGCAGGUGUUCCUCUGGAGCCUCCUGGCCCUACUUGCCUCUGACCCUUAGGGCCUAGGAGGGCAAGACCCUUCUCGUGGAGAGGAGAACAUGGUUGUCGUCAUUGCAUGCCUCCUGUUCAUUGUCACCUCAUUGGGGGGGAUUAACCAAAGGCCACCCUGACUUUGUUUUCGUGGACAAUAAAAAGACUUUAUUUUUAA
Balaenoptera acutorostrata (minke whale) is the source of this 1399-nucleotide messenger RNA. It is a transcript of the gene EMD, whose product is annotated as emerin. The record is from RefSeq and is a predicted model, not a curated record. Gene Ontology annotation, cellular component: nuclear envelope. The coding region runs from base 184 to 999 and encodes 271 amino acids. The transcript is spliced from 6 exons. Lineage: Eukaryota; Metazoa; Chordata; Mammalia; Artiodactyla; Balaenopteridae.